Molecule: messenger RNA, 3241 nt
Organism: Psammomys obesus (fat sand rat)
Lineage: Eukaryota; Metazoa; Chordata; Mammalia; Rodentia; Muridae
Gene: Pacsin2
Product: protein kinase C and casein kinase substrate in neurons 2
Exons: 12
Coding region: 339-1799 (486 amino acids)
Biological process (GO): caveola assembly; actin cytoskeleton organization; regulation of endocytosis
Cellular component (GO): cytoplasm; endosome; plasma membrane
Molecular function (GO): phospholipid binding; protein binding
Source: RefSeq, a predicted model, not a curated record
CGGCCGCGGCGGGUCUGGGCAGGGCCGGGGAAGGCGGCCGGAGCGGAACGGGAAGGGGUCAGAGUCGCAGCCCGGCCGGGGCGGCGUGAAGCAGCGGGAACCGAGGCGAGCGGCGGCCGAGGUGUGUUCUUUAAAUACUGGAGAGGACAGAGCAAUGGCAAACAACUCUGCUAUAUGAAGUGUCACGUUUCAGCCUCUCCAGUGAAGGAUUUACCUUGCAGAGAAAGUUGGUAGAAGUUAAUGGCGAAUAGUCAGCUCUGAAAUGGUCUGUCUGCAGGUUUUGAGCAUCUGAUCCCUGAACUGGAGUGUCUGCUGCCACCCCCUUAUUCUUUGCAGAAAUGUCUGUCACCUACGACGAUUCUGUGGGAGUCGAAGUAUCCAGCGACAGCUUCUGGGAGGUUGGGAACUACAAGCGGACUGUGAAGCGGAUCGAUGAUGGCCACCGCCUAUGUGGUGACCUCAUGAACUGUUUGCACGAGCGGGCCCGCAUUGAGAAGGCAUAUGCACAGCAGCUCACUGAGUGGGCCCGACGCUGGAGGCAGCUUGUAGAGAAGGGUCCACAGUAUGGGACCGUGGAGAAGGCCUGGAUGGCUGUCAUGUCUGAAGCAGAGAGAGUGAGCGAGCUGCACCUAGAAGUGAAGGCAUUCCUGAUGAAUGAAGACUUUGAGAAGAUCAAGAACUGGCAGAAAGAAGCCUUUCACAAGCAGAUGAUGGGAGGCUUUAAGGAGACCAAAGAAGCAGAGGAUGGCUUCCGGAAGGCCCAGAAGCCCUGGGCCAAGAAGCUGAAAGAGGUGGAAGCAGCGAAGAAAGCAUACCACACAGCGUGCAAAGAGGAGAAGCUGGCCAUCUCUAGAGAAGCCAACAGCAAAGCAGAUCCGUCCCUCAACCCUGAGCAGCUGAAGAAACUGCAAGACAAGAUAGAAAAAUGCAAACAGGAUGUUCUGAAGACUAAGGACAAGUAUGAGAAGGCCCUGAAGGAGCUCGAUCAGACCACACCCCAGUACAUGGAGAACAUGGAGCAGGUGUUCGAGCAGUGUCAGCAGUUUGAAGAAAAGCGCCUGAAGUUUUUCCGGGAGGUUCUGCUGGAGGUUCAGAAACACCUGGACCUGUCCAAUGUGGCUAGCUAUAAAACCAUUUACCGAGAGCUGGAGCAGAGCAUCAAAGCGGCUGAUGCAGUAGAGGACCUGAGGUGGUUCCGAGCCUUCCAUGGACCAGGAAUGGCCAUGAACUGGCCACAGUUUGAGGAGUGGUCUGCAGAUCUGAAUCGAACUCUCAGCCGGAGAGAGAAGAAGAAGGCUGCUGAUGGUGUCACCCUAAUGGGAAUCAACCAGACAGGUGACCAGUCUGGGCAGAACAAGCCUGGCAGCAACCUUAGUGUCCCGAGCAACCCCGCCCAGUCCACGCAGUUACAGUCCAGCUACAACCCCUUCGAGGACGAGGACGACACGGGCAGCACCGUCAGUGAGAAGGAGGACAUUAAGGCCAAAAAUGUCAGCAGCUACGAAAAGACUCAGAAUUACCCUGCUGACUGGUCUGAUGAUGAGUCUAACAACCCUUUCUCCUCUACGGAUGCCAACGGGGACUCUAACCCAUUUGAUGAGGACACCACCUCAGGAACGGAAGUGCGAGUUCGGGCCCUCUAUGACUACGAGGGACAGGAACAUGAUGAGCUAAGCUUCAAGGCUGGGGAUGAGCUGACCAAGAUAGAGGACGAAGAUGAACAGGGUUGGUGCAAGGGACGCUUGGACAGCGGCCAAGUUGGCCUAUACCCAGCCAACUAUGUUGAGGCUAUCCAGUGACAGACCAUGGGCAGGCUGGCGGAGAAAUGGAAGUGGGCAGUUCAGGAGCUCCGUUAGCCUUGGCCUGGGCAGUGACACCUCCAGCGCCCCCAGCAGCUGUGUAGGCAUCCACUCCACCUGCAAAAGAUGAUGGUUCUGUUGUUCUUGGCUUCCUGGUGUGCUUUGAAGGCAGAUGAGCUGGUGAUUUCAUUGGGGACUUGGCCCCUUUCGAAGCACAUCUGGGCAGAUCUAGGCACAGGAAGACAUGGUCCAACAGUGAGAGCCAGGCCCCUCCCCACCCCACCAGGUCUCUGUAUCAUGGAUUUGCACCUUCUUGCCCUUGCCCCUCCCAAGUCAAUGACGGAUCACACUGAUUCUUGUUCCACUGAUUAUUUUCUCUGAUGAGUCCCUACUUGCAAGUUUAAUGAACAGACUUACUUGCCGUUUUCUGAGUAAAAAGUUUGAGGUUUUAAUUUAAAGGCACUGUACAGUUAUACUUUUUUAUAUGCUCUUCCAGUCAGUUAAAUUAUGGCCUAGAUUGAUCUGAGGUGUUCUCCAUGUAUGCUGUCUUAAGUUCUUUGUGCUGUGUUCAGAUGUGGGGUUGCUGCAGCAGGAGUUCCAUGGCAAGUGCCAGUUGCAGGGGUAACCUUGUGCAAUGUUCUCCAGCAUCACCAUGGUUAGAAAUUAUUUUCACUCUAUCUUGCUUCAAUUUUUGCAUAUUAACAGUUUUGUUAGUGAUUUGGAAAGUUAAACAUAAGACUAACUUUUCAAAGCAGCUGCGUCUGUAGAUGGAGAUGCUUUACAUUGGACCGUCGUGUCUUGAUGUAUAUCUGUAUAUAUUAUUUGAUAUUCAGAGAAUCUAUAGAGUUCACCCACUGUUGAGAGCUGGUGGCUUCUGACAGCAGGGCUUGUCAACUGCUUGAAGCCCAUGGCAUUGAAGCAUAGGCAUGGCUUGCUGUCAGCCUCCUCCCGGUUAAGAUGUGGCUCUGGCCUCUGAGUGGAGCUGCUGAGAAGACUGAGGCUCACUGGCCAGGCCUCCAUCCAUGGCAGAGCACUGGAAAAGCUCCUAGGUGUUUGCAGUGGCCCAGGCUUCGCGGUCCCUGUGUCACUCAGUGGAGAGUUAGAGGGGUUCGGUACCCCGCCACACACACACAAGUCCCUCCAAGUACCCUUGUCCUCAGGUGCAGUGGGACUGUCCUGAGACCCAGGAUUGGGCAAAGAGAGAGUUUUAUUUUGUUAGCUCAGACAGUGUGCAAGGUCGCACAUCAGCAACUUGUGUUUCUUCACUGUUUGCCAUGAGUGCCAUUUUGCUGUGGCUGUGUGUCAUGACAACUUACCAGCAGAAGUCCUUGUUCCUAAGCUACAGAUUGACCAAAAGCUGUCAAGUCCUUAAUGUUUAGAAAUUCCUUUAAAUGUAUAGUAUUUUAGAAGAGCAACAACAAAUCAAUAAACAGUUGAUCUUG